Molecule: messenger RNA, 438 nt
Organism: Emiliania huxleyi CCMP1516
Lineage: Eukaryota; Haptophyta; Isochrysidales; Noelaerhabdaceae
Exons: 2
Coding region: 1-438 (145 amino acids)
Source: RefSeq, a predicted model, not a curated record
AUGCCGGCAGCGAAAAAGAAAGCGACAUAUAACUGGCGAGCAAGUUUCUUUUCUCCCCAUCUGGAGUUCCUGGGGCCGUGCCGCUUCGUGGUCCAAGGAGAAGGCGCGAUACUCGAGGCGGUGGGUGCGUUCGAGGAGCUGCGCGUCUCGGAGACACCCAAGGGUGCGCUCGCCACGGUGUCGGUGGGUGACAGCUUCGAGUGCCAUGUCCGCCUCAAGGAGGUUGCUUCCGCGUCGUUCGUCAGCAAGGAGAAGCCGGACGGCAAGGCCCUGCACAUCGUCAGGCUGCUUGACAAGGAGGGUGGGCCGCUGCUGUCUGCCAUCCUGCACGCCGGCCCCGACGGCUAUGAGGACGGGGCCGUGAGCUUCUUCGAGCGCCUGCGCGAGAAGUUCGGCGCGACCGUGGAUAUCACCGACGACCUCGAGGGAGAGGACUAA